UAAAUGGAAGAAGUAAACCAGACUGUGGUGUCUGAAUUUAUUAUUCUUGGACUUUGUAAUUCAUGGGAGCUCCAGGCCUUCCUCCUGCUGAUAUUUUCUUCACUUUACUUGAUCACCAUUUUAGGCAACAUCUUCAUUGCGCUCCUAAUUACUGCUGAUCUUCAUCUUCACUCCCCUAUGUACUUCUUGUUAGCCAAUCUUUCGUUCAUUGACUUCUGUCUUUCCUCAGUAAUCACCCCAAAAAUGAUCACAGACUUUCUCAAAGAAAAUAAGACCAUCUCCUUUGGAGGCUGCAUGUGUCAGAUUUUUUUUGGACAUUUCUUUGGAGGGGGUGAGAUGAUACUGCUUGUGUCAAUGGCCUAUGACCGUUAUGUGGCCAUCUGCAAGCCACUCCAUUACUCCAGCAUCAUGGACAGGCAAAAGUGCACUGGGCUAGUGAUGACAUCAUGGAUCACUGGCUUUGUGCAUUCAAUAAGCCAACUAGCUCUAAUUAUAAAGCUGCCCUUCUGUGGACGCAGGGAACUGGAUAGCUUUUUCUGUGAUAUUCCACUGGUGAUCAGGCUGGCCUGUAUGGAUACUUAUAGUCUAGAAAUGUUGAUAAAUGCUGACAGUGGGGUACUGGCAACCAUCUGCUUCAUUCUGUUGCUACUCUCUUACUUUUAUAUCCUGCUUACUGUCCGCCUUCACUCUAAAGAAGGGGCAUCCAAGGCUCUCUCCACCUGCACUGCCCACAUCACAGUGGUGGUGUUAUUCUUUGGACCCUGCAUCUUCAUCUAUCUGUGGCCACUCCAUAUCACCUGGGUGGACAAGUUUCUUGCUGUAUUUUAUGCAGUCAUCACACCGGUCCUAAAUCCAGCCAUUUACACGUUAAGAAACAAAGAGAUUAAAAACGCCAUCCAGAGACUGCGAUGUUAGCCUAUGGAUUUCUGUUGGUAUUUAAGGACCUUACAUUAUCAGAAU
This is a messenger RNA of Camelus dromedarius (Arabian camel), 960 nucleotides long. Its product is annotated as olfactory receptor 4K15. The coding region runs from base 4 to 915 and encodes 303 amino acids. Gene Ontology annotation, biological process: G protein-coupled receptor signaling pathway. The transcript has a single exon. Gene Ontology annotation, cellular component: plasma membrane. The record is from RefSeq and is a predicted model, not a curated record. Gene Ontology annotation, molecular function: G protein-coupled receptor activity; olfactory receptor activity. Lineage: Eukaryota; Metazoa; Chordata; Mammalia; Artiodactyla; Camelidae.